CACAAAAAUUACGUAGAAUUGAUGAUAAAUGUAUUAAAAAUUUAAUUAAUAUGCUUAAAAAAUAUAAUUUAUUAGAUGCUGUUAAUACUAUUAAUUUAGAUUUUACAAGUAUAAAUUGUACUUCUAUCUGGGAAUCAAUUAAUGGCUUUCCGAAUUUAGAAGAAAUAAGUUUAAGAGGUUGUUCUUGUUUAUCCCUUCGUGAAUUAGGAACCGCUUUAACAUGGUUUGAACCUUUUCAACCUAUAUUAAAAUUAAAUAAAUUAAGGGUACUUUGGUGUAAGGAUAUGGAUACGAGAUCACUUAUGUCUCAAAAUCUAAAUAUUGAUUCUGGAGUUUCUUAUUAUAAAUUUGUUUAUGUGGAACUUAGUAGAGCCUUAAAAACGUUAAAUACUGAAAAUUCUAUUCAACUUGAUAUCGAUCUUUGUAAGAAAUGUAGAGAAAAUAUAACAUUUACUAUGGAAUGUGGGAACUGUCUUAUACAAAAUAAUUUUUGUAUGAGUUGUGAUUUAGAUAAAGGAUGUUUAGAAUGUUACACUUUUUAUUGUAAUGAAGAAAAAUGUUUAAAUUCUUCAAAUAGAAUAAUUAAAGAAUGUGAUAUUUGUCAUGUUGAUGCAUUAAUUUGUAAUUCAUGUCCUCAAAAAUCUUGUUAUAAAUGUAAGGUAUUCUCUUGUAGAAGGUGUCAACAAACUACUGAAAGAUGUAAAGAUUGUGAUCAUUAUUUUUGUAGACAAAUUUGUAAGCAUUAUUGUACUAAAAAAACUUAUUUUCUAUCGUAAAAGAAAAAAAAGAAAAAGAAAAAGAAAAUGGGAUUUUAAGAAAAU
Messenger RNA from Rhizophagus irregularis DAOM 181602=DAOM 197198, 821 nucleotides. The record is from RefSeq and is a predicted model, not a curated record. NCBI's taxonomy places the organism in Eukaryota, Fungi, Glomeromycota, Glomeromycetes, Glomerales, Glomeraceae.